Molecule: messenger RNA, 6917 nt
Organism: Ruditapes philippinarum (Manila clam)
Lineage: Eukaryota; Metazoa; Mollusca; Bivalvia; Venerida; Veneridae
Product: DNA damage-regulated autophagy modulator protein 2-like
Exons: 7
Coding region: 245-1024 (259 amino acids)
Source: RefSeq, a predicted model, not a curated record
UCGGACUAGUUGCAUAUUAUUAAAAUUUUAAAUUUAGCAUUAAUUAAUGAUCAUGUGAGAAUGACAAAAUAAACAAUAAGUUGAAUAACUAGCUUGAACAUAAAAUCAUAAAAUGCUGAAAUGGCUUUAGACAGUGUAAGACUAUUUAGAUGUGACUGCACAGGGUGUAUAAAUUUAUCAUUGUUUAUGAGACCUUAUUGAAGGAACUGAUCCAAUAAUUCUGGCCUAACUCGAGAGUCUAACAAUGUGGUGCCGUGGUAUGAGUUAUCUGCCCUUGUUAUUGGUUGUUUUAUCUGUAGCAACUUUUGUGGUGACAUACAUUAUAGCAAUUUUGAAUGAUGACAUCUCUCCAGAAUUCCCGUAUAUUAGUGACACAGGGACCAAGCCCCCAGAAAGUUGCAUAUUCAGUCAGUUUUUGAAUAUUUGUGCAGCGCUUUGUUUGUGUACUAUUUAUGUUCGUUACAAGCUAGUAGAAGUGCUGGGUGAUACUGUGGAAGAUGCAAAGUUAAGAAGAUUGAAUAAAGUGAGACUUUUUCUAGGGGUACUGACAGCCUUUGGUUUAAGUCUUGUUGCCAAUUUUCAGGAGACAAAUGUUGAGCCAGUGCAUUUAACUGGGGCGGCACUUGUGUUCUGUGUGGGCGUGGUCUAUGCCAUAAUUCAGACAGCACUAUCGUACCAUAUGGAGCCAGACUUCAAUGGGAAAUAUAUAUGCCGUGUUCGCCUUACUCUGACUAUUCUCUCAACAUUGGUCAUGGUAAUUACAUUUGUAAGUGCCAGCAUAUCCAGAUACCAGAAAAAUCCUGAUACAGAUAAACUACACUGGAAACCAGAUGAACCGGGAUUUACUACUCAUAUUAUUAGUACAAUUGGAGAAUGGAUAACGGCUCUGCUUUUCUUGUUCUACUUCCUCACCUUUGUGAGGGACUUUAUGAGGUUGAAGAUUGAGGUCAGGCCCCAGAUCUUUGUGAGACAUUUAGACGAGGAGCCCACAUACCCGGGAGAGUACACCAGAUUGCUUGCGUGAGCCUGUUGAUAAACUUGUGAAGUGAUGAUACAUGUCUAAAGGACAGUGACUGAGUGAUGUCAGAAUGAACAUUCCAUAGGGAAAACAUGCUUUUUACUUUAAUUUGAUCUGAUGAUUUCUGAUAGAAUGUGAUGAUUUUGGCACAUAAAUUACCAGAUAUGCUUUUAUAAUUAUGGUAUUUAUCCAAAGCUUUUUAUUUUUGAUGUUUUGUUAAAGUCUCAUUGGCCAUAUAAAUUAGCCAUUUUAUGUUUUGCUUCUGUUGCUUGUUGGCAAUAGUAUGUUUAUAGUGAUAUUGUAUUUUGUAUGGAAGUCAAAAUAUUACUUUGUUUUCAUGACAAAUAUUUUCACAUUCAUCAUUACUUUCUUCAUGUAAUAAGCAUCUAUCAUGCUCUGAAACCAUCAUUUAAAGUUUAUAAAACUCAUGUUUACAUUUUCAAAAGGAGUAAAUCAUUGGGAGAGGACACUCAUAAGCUUUAAAGCUUUCUGUCCAAUCCCAAAAUGUACUUUGUAAAUAUUGUUCACUUGUUAAAUAUUUUGUUGAAUAGAUAUGUUUAAACUAAAAGGAUGGAAAGAAAUAUUCUGAGGAAUAAUGUAUUUUUACAACAUCUUAUCAGCAUAAUGUCUGUAAGACUUAUAGAUGUGAUAGCAUUUUAUUUAUUUAAUUUAUAAACUGUAGGUUACAGUUUCAAAGGAACUUGUAAAUAGUUUAAAAUACCAAAGAGCUUUUCCAUUGUAUAAAUAUUUAUUCUUCGUUCAACCCUGUGCCUAUACCAAAUGACAUUUUGCGAUCUGCGUGCGGUAGAAAACCCAUACAAAAAGGUCCAUAUAGUAUUUUCUCCCAUAACUCCGUAAUUUCAUUAAUUUUAAAGUGAUUAAGUGUUGACCCGCUUAUUCUAGUGAAUAACCCAUAUUUAAUUAUAACCAAUACUUAUAUUUUUACUGAAGAAAAUCAGUGCUAUUUUUAUUAAGUGAACAAGCAGAAAGUCACCCAGUUACGAUUUAUGACAAAAUAAUUAUUUCCAGGAAACAUUGUAUGUAUUGGUUACUCACUAGAAUGAAUGGACACUUUAUCCUAUAAAGAUAAUGGAAUUGGAAAAAAGUUUAGGAUCAAAGUAAAAAUUUAACAAACGCAGAUCACCAAUAGUUGGGUGGUAUAGACAUCAUGGUCACGUGAAUCACAUGAUAAAAGAAGAGCUAACAUUGUUCAUGCUUUCUGACCUGACGGUUGUAAACUUCACCAAAAGUUGUUCAAGUCAUACUUAACAUAUAGAACAGGUUUAAAAUAAAACAUGAUUUGUUUUUUACCAAAUAUGGAAGUAGAGAUGAGAAUUAUAUCUUUAUAUCUGUGUCAUGUUUUUGAAUUGUGAAUAUACAAACUGGGAUAAACAUGUAUGUAUAAAACUUUGAAGCUUUGUUCUAAACUAAGCAUACACAUUCUGCUUUUAAUUCCAUAUAAUUUUAGAUAGGAAAAUACUUUUGAUGAAAAAUAUUUCCCUACCUACCCUACCCAAACGGGCAUGGGUCAGAGGAGGGGAUAAUUUUUAGCCAGACACCCCGCUUUCAUGGUGUCUGGAAGCGUAUAUUAUGUUAAAUUGAAUGAAAUAUGCACAAAUCAACAAGUGGCAGACACAAGAAGAAUACUAUUCAAAUGUUGUUUCUAUCUAGUGUGAAAUAUCUUUGUUUUAAUCAAAAUUGAUUUACAUGUGUACAUUGACUGGGGUAUGAUACAGCUGCAAUACAACCAUAAUAAAAGGUGCGUUGUAUUUUGUAGCUUUAGUAUUGACAGUUUUGUGAGAUACUAGGUUUAUAUGUACAUGUUUAUAUCUCAUAAUAAGCAUUGCAAUACAUUGUGUGUAUAUUAGAAUUAAUAUUUAAAUUAUAUUAAUUCUUUGUUCAUUCCUACCUAUAUGAUUCAAGUUUUUAUUUGUAUGCUUACUAUAAGUGAAAAUCUAUGUUAUAUUAAUACUAUUUGUAAUCUUAGUAACAUAAUGUACUUUUAAUGAAUCAUAUAAUGUCAGAAUAUUUUAAUGUCACUAUAUCUCAAGCUGAUGUAUUUACUAUAAAAGCUACUUGACCACGUAGAUAAAACGGAAAAAAACGGAAUAGAACGGUCUAGAACAAGAAAGAAUAUAUUUUAAAUAUUGUUUUCAUUUUUUUUUUUGCAAUGCUGACUGUUCAGUUUUGUAUGCUUUGUGUCAUUAAUAAUUGAGCAUCAUUUUUCUUCCAUAUUUUAAAGGUACUUCAUUCUUUGAAUCUUCACUCAGGAGAUUUUUACCAAACAGCGGGAAUAUCAAAAUUCAACAUUUUUUCUUGUUUUCUUUCCUUAAUAUAUUGCUUUCCUUUUCUAUAAGACAGACAUAUUUAAAACAUGUACAUUCAUAACAUUAUAAACCUUCACAAAAAUACAAGAAUCAUGCCAAGGGGGCAAAAAUAUUUCUUCCUCCUAUGGGUUCAUUUAGUUCAUAUUAAAGUAGAUUGCAAACAUGUUUUAAAAAUCAUCUCCAAAACUACAUACUGCCCAAGUAAUAGAUAUUUGAAGUCUAGCAUCACCUGAUUCUUUACAAAAUUAUUUUGAGUCAUUCCCCUUGUGUCAAAAUUAGCCCGCCCGGGGGUCACUUAUUUUGUAUAAACUCAUUUAAAUCAUAUUGUGGAAAAUUUGAUAUGGAGCAUAACCUAGCGUUUAUCAUCAAAACGUGAAUAAUCCAUGACAUUGGGUUCAAAAAACGAAGCAACACUAGGGGUUACUUAAUUGUAAACUUGUCUAAAAAUUGUCUCCUUCUAAAAUAUAAUAACCUUGUCCUCUACACAAGAUAUAUAAAUCAUGCCCUGUCUCUGUGGGCGUUCGAUUGUAAAUGAUUAAUUCAUAGACUUGCAAAGUAAUAACUUGUGGUCAAUUGUCGAAAAGGUAGUUACAUAGAAUGCCUCUGUUACUAGGUAAACAGAAUAAAAUGUUCAGGAACAAAAUACGUACAUGUAGUACGCUGUUGUUUCAAGCAGGGUAUUUUUAUGCUCCCCGAAAAAAUUUCGGGGGAGCAUAUAGUCGCCGCCUUGUCCGUCCGUCUUUCCGUCCGUCCGUCCCCUUUUCUUGUCCGGGACAUAACUUUGAAACAACAAGAGGUAUCAACAUGAAACUUUGUAGGUAGAUAGAUCUCAUUGAGUAGGUGUGCAUUGCACAAGAACCGUAACUCUGCCUUGCCUAACUUUUGAAUUAUUCCCCUUUGUUUAUUUUACACUUUGAUCUUUGUCCGGGACAUAACUCUAAAAGUAUAACAGGUAUCAACAUGAAACUUUGUAGGUAGAUAGAUCUCAUUGAGUAGGUGUGCAGUGCACAAGAACCGUAACUCUGCCUUGCCUAAUUUUUGAAUUAUCCCCCUUUGUUUAUUUUACACUUUGAACUUUGUCCGGGACAUAACUCUAAAAGUAUAAGAGGUAUCAACAUGAAACUUUGUAGGUAGAUAGAUCUCAUUGAGUAGGUGUGCAGUGCACAAGAACCGUAACUCUGCCUUGCCUAAUUUUUGAAUUACCCCCCCCCCCCUUUGUUUAUUUUACAUUUUGAACUUUGUCUGGGACAAUAACUCUAAAAGUAUAAGAGGUAUCAACAUGAAACUUUGUAGGUAGAUAGAUCUCAUUGAGUAGGUGUGCAGUGCACAAGAACCGUAACUCUGCCUUGCCUAAUUUGUGAAUUAUCCCCCUUUGUUUAUUUUACACUUUGAACUUUGUCCGGGACAUUACUCUAAAAGUAUAAGAGGUAUCACAUGAAACUUUGUAGGUAGAUAGAUCUCAUUGAGUAGGUGUGCAGUGCACAAGAACCGUAACUCUGCCUUGCCUAAUUUUUGAAUUAUCCCCCUUUGUUUAUUUUACACUUUGAACUUUGUCCUGGACAUAACUCUAAAAGUAUAACAGGUAUCAACAUGAACCUUUGUAGGUAGAUAGAUCUCAUUGAGUAGGUGUGCAGUGCACAAGAACCGUAACUCUGCCUUGCCUGAUUUUUGAAUUAUUCCCCUUUGUUUAUUUUACACUUUGAACUUUGUCCUGGACAUAACUCUAAAAGUAUAAGAGGUAUCAACAUGAAACUUUGUAGGUAGAUAGAUCUCAUUGAGUUAGUUUGCAGUGCACAAGAACCGUAACUCUGCCUUGUCUAAUUUUUGAAUUAUCCCCCUUUGUUUAUUUUACACUUUGAACUUUGUCCGGGACAUAACUCUAAAAGUAUAACAGGUAUCAACAUGAAACUUUGUAGGUAGAUAGAUCUCAUUGAGUAGGUGUGCAGUGAACAAGAACCUUAACUCUGCCUUGCCUCAUUUUUGAAUUAUCCCCCUUUGUUUAUUUUUACACUUUGAACUUUGUCUGGGACAUAACUCUUAAUGUAUAAGAGAUAUCAACAUGAAACUUUGUAGGUAGAUAGAUCUCAUUGAGUAAGUUUGCAGUGCACAAGAACUGUAACACUGUCUUGCUUACUUUUGGAGUUAUUGCCCUUUGUUCAUUUUGACACUUUGAACUUUGUCUGGGACAUCACUCUAAAAUUAUAAGAGAUAUCAAUAUGAAUCUUUGUAGAUAGAUAGGUCUCAUUGGUUGGAAGUGCAGUGCUUAAGAAUCAUUACUCUGCCUUGCCUUAUUUUGAAGUAAUUGCCCUUUGUUUAUUUUUACUUUUUGACUUUUGUCCUGGACAUUACUUUAAAACUAUUAGAGAUAUCAACAUGAAACUUUGUAGGUAGCUAGAUAUAAUUGGAUAGAACUGCAAUGCUUAAAGAACCUAAACAAAGCCUGGUCUAAUUUUGGAGUUAUUGCCCUUUGUUCAUUUUUACACUUUGACUUUUACCCGGGACAUAACUCUGAUAUCAUCAGGAAACUUUAUAGAUAGAUAGAUCUCAUUGAAUAGAAGUGCAGUGCAAAAAAACAUAACUCCGCUUUACCUAAUUUUGGAGUUUUUGCCCUUUGUUCAUUUUUUUUAUACUUUCCUGUGUCCAGAACCUUCUCGGGGAGCAUCACCCGGUUCAACCUCUUCUUGUUUAAGCAGGGUAGCAUUGAUCUGGGGUAUCCGCCAUCAUGGCCCUCUUGUUAAUUGAGUUUUCAUCUAAUUUGUCAGAAUGUUUCUUCUAAUUUCUUAAAUGUGUAUGGGGCCAUUAGGGAAAGGAAUUAAAAUUUUACAUGAAAAAACUGAAACAAAGUGAUCACUCGGAAGCAUUAAUCACAACAAAAUUACAUGAAAAUUGCAGACUCGUUUUGAUUAUGUACUAGUAUAUGAGGGAUAAUGAAUAAGUGCAACAUCCCUCACGCCCCAUAGCACCGGCUUGAACGUUGCUCAAUUCUCAACACAUAAUAGUGCUGGUAUCAAUGAUAAGACACCGUGUGGGCCCUUUUCAAAAGUUAAAAGGAUCAUGUCCGUGGGGUAAAAAAUGGCCCUUUCUAAUUGUCACUUGAUCCACACAGAUGCAUUUCAGUCUUCACUGAAACUGUAUAUCCAAGAGCUUAAAUAUUUUGAAUGUACUGUAGCCUAUUGAAUAUUUGCAAAUAUUGAAAUCGUGCCCCUUGGAUGAAAAGUGGCACCACCCCUGGGUCACUUUUGUUACGUUGACUUGUUUAUAGAAAAAAAAACGACUUUACUAAUCUCCUCGAAAACGACUGUGAGCAGACAUUUAAGCAUGUAGCCUCAACCUAUUGUUCUCCACAAAUAGUUAUGUUAUAGAUGACCUCAUUUUCAAAAUUGGCCCACCUUGUUGAACACUUGUUUUACAUUUUAGUAUAUAAUUUAUAAUACAGUAUAAGUAUACAGAUUGUUGUAUUGCAUCUAUCUUAUUUUUCUCAUGCAUUAGAUUGUUAACUAAUGAUUUUCAUUCUUCAGUCAUUUUAUAUGUUCUCGCUUUUAUUAUACAUGUAAUAAAGCAAUAUUCUAUAU